Molecule: messenger RNA, 2915 nt
Organism: Rhincodon typus (whale shark)
Lineage: Eukaryota; Metazoa; Chordata; Chondrichthyes; Orectolobiformes; Rhincodontidae
Product: solute carrier family 35 member D3
Exons: 2
Coding region: 178-1335 (385 amino acids)
Cellular component (GO): Golgi apparatus
Molecular function (GO): antiporter activity
Source: RefSeq, a predicted model, not a curated record
UCCCUCCCUGUUCUCCCACCACAUCGCCCCGCCACCAGCACACACACCCCGCCCUCCUCUAGUUAGAUGAAUGGAAGUUUUGAGCUGAUCUGGAUGGCAGGAUGUUGGUCACAGUCGGUACUUAAGUGCUGAACCGAUGCAGAGACCAUCUCCACUCAGUCGCACCUCGGCGAAAGGAUGCAGUGCUGCAAGGGCCGGCUGCUUGGCAUUUCAGUGGCCGUUGCCCACGGCGUGUUCUCCGGCUCCCUGAACAUCCUCUUGAAGCUGCUGAUCUCUCGCUACAAUUUUCUCUUUCUGACGCUGAUGCAGUGCCUGACCAGUAGCACCGCCGCUCUGACCCUGGAGCUGCUCCGAAGGCUCGGUAAAAUAGACGUGCCACCUUUCAGCCUGAGUCUGGCCAAAGUGUUCGCCGGAGUCACGCUGCUGUCCACGCUGCAGUCCAGUCUGACCCUCUGGUCACUCCGGGGUCUCAGCCUUCCCAUGUACGUUGUUUUCAAGCGCUGCCUACCUCUGGCCACUUUAAUCAUUGGGGUGUUUGUCCUGAAGAAUGGUGUUCCUUCCAUUGGUGUGAGUGCAGCUGUCCUUCUGACAACCUGUGGAGCAGCUUUGGCAGGAGUUGGCGAUCUCUCGGGGGAUCCAGUGGGCUAUGUGACCGGGAUCCUGGCAGUGCUGGUGCACGCUGCCUAUCUGGUGGUGAUCCAGAAGACGGGCCAUGAGCAUCCGUACGGCCCCCUGACAGCCCAGUACACCAUCGCCAUCAGCGCCUCGCCCGUGCUCCUGCUCUGCAGCUUUGCCAGCCUGGAUGCCAUCAAGAUCUGGUCCUACCCGCCGUGGCGCGAUGCCACAUUCGGCUGUACCUUCACCGCCUGCAUUGUGAUCGGCUGCCUCAUGAACUUCACCACCCUGCACUGCACUUACAUCAACUCGGCGGUAACCACCAGCUUCGUUGGCGUGGUCAAGAGCAUCGCCACCAUCACGGUGGGCAUGCUGGCAUUCAGAGACGUGGCGCCCACGUCCCUGUUCAUUGCCGGCGUGGUGGUUAACACAGUGGGUUCAGUCACCUAUUGCAUCGUCAAAUAUUUCGAGACGAGGCAACAAGCCAAAUAUGAGGAUCUGGAGGAGCUGACCAAGAAGGACGAGGAAGGAUUGGUGGAGUAUCCCGCGGUGACCCCUCAAAUGUAUGAACUAGAGGAAGGUGCCAACGCACGGGCGCUAUCCAAUGGAAGCGUGCAGGCUGACCACAGACCAUUGACUGAAAAUUAUAUCGGGGUCUGGAGGUUAUUGAGACGCUUGCAACUUUUCAGAAAAGAUCCUUCAGUUCAGGAAUCCCAAUAAAUCACGUCCUGUCUUUAGUUUUGGGAAUAGCCGAGAAGGGUUAAUGUAUACGAUUGAAAUAGAGUAAUCGUUUGUAACAGUUCUCACUUCUCCGCCCCACCAGGCAAGGGGUAUAUUAAAGUUAAGGACUGCACUGCCAGCAUUCUGCUUUCAGAAGUGAAAACGGAGUUUAAGUAGGUUCAGUUGAAGAAAUUUUGGGGGAAUAUAUCUUUCCGAGUGUGUACUGUUCUUUUUCUGGCAACAUGAUAAACCGGGGGUGGUUAAAAUUCUGCAGAGUGGAUGUCACCUCAAACAGAGAGGAAUCUACCCUAUUCCUCUUUAUCUCGGUAGCUGCUUUAGGUAAAACAGUAACAAAGCUGAAAUUCCCAGACGCACACUCGGCAACUACCACCACACAGACUGAACAGUAGGAAAGGGUAGCUCGCCAUCACAUUCUCAAGAGCAUCUAGCGGUGGGUGGUGACUGUUAACCUAUCCAGUGACUCCUGAAAAUAAUAGGAAACAGAUAUUUGUAAAUUAUAGGUGCACAGGAAAUAACUAUAAACCAACACUCUCAUUCGGUGAUGGUUACAAUUACAGUACAAUCUGAACUCCGAUGUGAUUACAGUCUGGCCAUUAGUUACUCUCUAUAGUGUUAUUAAUAUUUCCAAGCCCCUCUGGAAAUUACUUUCGAGGCAGAUUAAAGCGUUUAUUCAAAUAAAAAAAUGCUAUUUUUGCACAUUUGCUGCACCCUCUCAUCUUAUUUUCUGGUUGAAAAUAUCUGAAAAUUGCAGUCGCCCUUUGAAGUAGAAAGAUAAACCUGAUGUUCUCACUUUCCAUGUAAUUGGAGUGUGUUUUCGCUUCAUGUGGGACGUCCCCAUUGUUGCUAAAACACCUUGCCAUCUGCUGUACCUCUCUUUGUAAUAAUCUAGAAGCGGGCUGAAGUGGUUCCCUUCGCGCUGCAAUCGCUUCCCCUACUCUCUGAGCGAUUGUCAAAGCCACCCCAAUCGGGCAAAUAAACUUCAUGACCAAAUCUGUCGAUUUGUGUGAUUUUGGAGAGAUGUCAUUUUGAAGAUUAUCAGGUCCAAGUAAAUUAUGUUUGAAGAAAACGUCGAAGAGAUUUCAUUCAUAAACAUCGCCCAUGCAGCAGCCUGCAUGCAGAUAUGAAUGAAUGAACGUAUGAAUACGCAGUAACUGAUCCCGCCCCCGUGGUGAAAGGUGUGAGACUGAGAUCUCCAAAUAUGGAGUUACCUAUAUAUCUGAGUUCAGUCAUGUUGAAGCAGAAGCGAUAUCAGGCGUGAGAUGGAUGGAAACAUAAGUACUCUGAAUGUCAAUGUGCACGAUAUUAAUAAUGGUCAGCUUUUACCAAAAGAUGUAAUUAAUAUGUGAGUUCUAAUUGUACUUUUUCAACCACGUCAAUUGUUUCUGAGAGAUUGAGACCUGUGCUGUUAGCAAUUUACAAGUUGCCUCUGCUGCUUUGUAAUUACAUCCAGGUGAGAGUGUCUCUUUUUAAAUUAGAUGUUAUUGAAGUUUUAUAAUACGUUUUCGUUCAUUUUUUAUAAUACUUUCUGUCGGAUGUUGGUGAACUUUCUCCUUUACAUG